CCACCAGCCAGGGGAUAAGGGAGGAUUCUCAGCUGGCCACUUCCACCCGCUAGGCAGCUGAGCACUGGGCCCACUUAGCUUGGGUGCGCACAAAGGAGGGCUGGGUGUCAGGACUAAGUACCGGCUUUCCGGGGGGCGGCAGUGACCCUUCCACGCUUCUCCUUGUACUGCUCAGUUGGGAAGCAGCGCUGGGGCAGGGAAGCCCUUCCAGCCCCUGCCUACCCCUCUCCUUCCCCCUUCCUGCAGCUCUCUCCUUCUUCUCGCCUGCUGCUGUCGGCCCCGCCGCGCCUAUCGCCUUUCCCCCCCCUCGGCGGGGUCUGUCAGGCCUGGGUCGCCCCCCCCCCCUUCGCUUGCUGUGGGCAGCAGCAGCGGCAGGGUUAACGCUGAGGAAUGCAGCGGCGAGGAAUGUGCAUGCAGAUGAGAUGGAUGUUAAUCUCAUGCUAAUGAGCAGCGGCGGCGACUGCUGCCCGGGGCUGAGCCGGGCUCCCCGUUCUGAACCCAGACAGUGGCUGGGCUCAGCCCGGAACCCUGCCCUGGUGCUGCUGGAGCAGGCGGCGGCAGCCUAGACAUGGUGGAUUGAACCCGAGCAGGGGAGGAGGGUUUCCUGAGUGAUUGCAAGAGACUCUCUGCUUCCCCCCGCCCCAGGCCCAGCUCCGGAUCCCCCCUCCCCGUCCCCCGGCUCUACUGGGGGCUUUUCCCGCUUCCCUUCUUUCUUCCUGGCCCUAUGGAGCAGCUACCCCCGGCGCCCGACCAUGCCUAGGAAAGCCGGGAAUGGGCAGCUCCCCUUACCCGAUGGCUGGGAGGAGGCGAGGGAUUACGACGGCAAAGUCUUCUACAUUGACCACAACAACAAGCAGACCAGCUGGAUCGACCCCCGGGACAGGUUAACAAAGCCUUUGUCAUUCGCGGAUUGUGUUGGUGAUGAACUACCAUGGGGAUGGGAAGCUGCAUAUGAUCCUCAGAUUGGUGUCUACUAUAUCGAUCACAUAAACAAAACCACACAGAUAGAAGAUCCCCGAAAACAAUGGAGGCAAGAACAAGAGCGAAUGCUAAAAGACUAUCUCAUGGUAGCGCAGGAUGCUCUCAGUACCCAGAAGGAGCUGUACCAGGUGAAAGAACAGAGACUAGCACUCGCCCUGGAUGAGUAUGUACGUCUGAAUGAUGCCUACAAAGAAAAAUCAAGCUCUCGUACCAGCUUAUUCUCAGGCUCCUCAUCCAGCACAAAAUAUGACCCUGACAUUCUGAAGGCGGAAAUCUCCACUACAAGAUUAAGGGUUAAGAAGUUGAAGAGGGAACUCUUUCAUAUGAAGCAAGAACUGCUCUAUAAAGAACAGGGCUUUGAAACACUGCAACAAAUUGAUCAAAAAAUGUCUGGCGGUCAGAGUGGGUAUGAACUGAGUGAAGCCAAAGCCAUUCUGAGCGAGCUGAAGUCUAUCAGAAAGGCCAUAAGCUCAGGAGAAAGAGAAAAACAAGAUUUAAUACAGAGCCUUGCAAAGUUGAGAGGGCGAUUUCACGUUGACCAGACCGUUGGGAGAUCUGAACCAGAUUUGAGGUCCAGCUCUGUAAACUCUCAGUUGUCUCUUUCUAGACAGACUCUGGAUGCAGGGUCUCAGACAGACAUUUCUGGCGAUAUUGGAGUGAAAAGUAGAUCAAAUUUAGCUGAAAAAGUCAGACUAAGUCUUCAAUAUGAAGAGGCAAAAAGAAGCAUGGCAAACUUAAAGAUUGAACUAUCUAAAUUAGAUAGUGAGACCUGGCCUGGGGCACUGGAUAUUGAGAAGGAAAAACUGAUGCUGAUCAAUGAAAAGGAAGAGCUUUUAAAAGAACUCCAAUUUGUCACACCACGCAAACGCACUCAAGAUGAGCUAGAGCACCUGGAAGCAGAAAGAAAGAGGCUGGAAGAAGAGCUGCUGUCUGUGAAAAGCACUCCUAGUCAAGCACUUGCUGAGAGGUUGAAAUUGGAAGAGAGAAGAAAAGAGUUGGUUCAGAAACUUGAAGAAACUACAAAGUUAACUACUUAUUUGCAUUCGCAGCUUAAAAGUCUCUCCGCCAGUACGUUAUCUGUGUCUUCAGGGAGCAGCCUAGGAUCCCUGGCAUCCAGUCGGGGGUCUCUGAACACAUCCAGCAGGGGGUCACUAAACUCCCUCAGCUCCACGGAUCUCUAUUAUAACCAAGGCGAUCAAAUAACAGACUUGGACUAUCAGUAUAAACUUGACUUCAUAUUGCAAGAAAAGAGUGGUUACAUUCCUUCUGGGCCGAUCACUACCAUUCAUGAAAAUGAGGUGGUCAAUUCCCAUGGGAGACUGGAUUACAGUGACUCUUCUGGAUCUUUUGCAGCAGGCCACGCUCCAAAAUUGACUGAGCCACCCAAAUCUGUGACAUCACUGUCUUCAAGAUCCUCCCUUUCUUCCUUGUCCCCGCCAGGGUCUCCUUUGGUUUUGGAAGGUGCAUUUUCAGUGUCUGCCCAAGGUUCCCCCCUGCACCACCUCAUCACAGACUUCGAAGACUGUGAAUUGCCUGGUGAUUUUGCAGGCAUUAGUCUCUGUGAGAACCAAAUGUCAUUGGACUCUGAAGCCAGAGCAACAUCACAAGCUCUUACAGAUGAUAAAGAUCUCAAUGAAAGUGUUAGGCAGCCUUUGUCAUCUUUACGUGAAGGAAAUGCAGGUGUCGACUUACCAAGAAGAGCAGUAAGUCAGCUGCUUGAGGAGAAAGCAACUUGUGUAUCUGCUGCAGUGUCUGAUGAGUCUGUGGCUGGAGACAGUGGUGUAUAUGAAGCUUCUGUAAAACAACCAAAUGAAACUGAAGAUGCUGUAUAUAGUGAAGAUGACACGACAAUUCUAGAGGCUGCCCAGGUGCAAAUAGGACUUAGAUAUGACCAAAGCAGUUCAAGUUUUGUGGUAAUUGUAAUGCAGCUCAGAAAUCUUCAUGCCUUCUCUGUCCCCUUUGGUUCCAGAGUGUAUUUUAGGGUAGCAGUACUUCCAUCCUCAGUUGACAUCAGCUGUCUGUUCCGCACUAAAGUCCAUCCUGCUAUGGAAACCAUUUUAUUCAAUGAAAUAUUCAGAGUAGCCAUUUCCCAAGAAGCUUUGCAGCAGAAGACAUUACAUGUAGAUGUUUGUUCUGUCAGUAAAACUCGACGGGAAGAAUGCCUGGCUGGAACUCAGCUCAGCCUUGCAGAUUUAUCAUUUUCUAAUGAGACCUAUACUCUGUGGUAUAAUCUGCUGCCCUGCAAGCAAAUUCCUGGCAAAAAGAACAAGGAACAAAAUGAGGAAUCGGUGUUUCUGCCUUACAAGCAAUUGUCAGGCUCGUUGGACUUGGAUGCUGUCUCGGCUCUGCUGGAGAGGACAUCUGCUGAGCUGGAAGCGGUAGAGCAAGAGCUGGCGGAGGAGGAGGAGGAGGAGGAGGAGGGGCAGGAGAACAGGGGUGCUGAUGAAGACUGGUUAGAAAUGCUAGCAGAGGCGUCUGAUGAAAUUGUGGAUGAAAAGGAGGAUGGAGUUAAAUUGGCAGAGGAAGGCGGAUAUACAGAUAACUUGAGAUUAUGCAACGAUACAGCAAAGACAGAUGAAAACAAGGGUGGGAAAGAAAGUGACCACGCUGAUGCCCCUGGCAAUCAGUUAGCUGCUGUAGUCCCAACACUGGUUGAUAAAGAGACUAAUACCGAGGAAGCAGUUAAUGAGAAUAUGGCAGUCCGACCCAAGGACAGAGCCAGCUUGAGCUCUAGACAGCGUCCCUUUGUCAGGAACAGCAUGCUAGUGCGCUCGCAAACCUUCUCUCCAGGAGAGCGGAACCAGUACAUCUGUAGGCUGAAUCGAAGUGACAGUGACAGCUCAACACUGGCCAAAAAGUCUCUCUUUGUGAGAAAUGCCACAGAACGACGGAGCUUGAGAGUUAAAAGGCCUGCAUGCCAGUCGAUCAUGCGAAGAGCUACGCAAGAGCACCCUGUACGCACUUCUCUUGACUUGGAGCUGGACCUCCAGGCAUCUCGGACGCGACAGAAUCGGCUGAACGAUGAACUUCAGGCACUGCGCGAUCUUAAACAGAAGCUUGAGGAGAUGAAAGCCAGAGGAGAGACUGACCUUCCCCAGUGUGUGUUGGAGGAUGAGCGAUUCCAAAAGCUCUUGAAACAAGCUGAAAAGCAGGCUGAACAAUCAAAGGAGGAACAGAAACAGGGUUUAAGUGCUGAAAAAUUGAUGAGAAAAGCUUCCAAGGAUGUAUGUCGGUUACGGGAACAGAGCCAGAAAGUGCCACUGCAAGUGCAGUCGUUCAGGGAGAAGAUAGCUUACUUCACAAGAGCAAAGAUCAACAUACCAUCCCUACCAGCAGAUGAUGUAUAAUUACAUUUUUCAUUGAAGUAUUUUUCCACUUGCUCAUCUUUUUUAGAUGAACGUUUUGUAGUUGUAGCCUCCUGCUUUUAAAGAUCUUCUAUUUUACAUCCAACUAUAAAGAUGUUCAUUUGUAAAAUACAGCGAACUGAGUUCUUGUAUGUUAAAAGGCGCAGAAAAACAAACAAACCACAACUACCAGAAAACCAAAGUAGAACAAUUCUGGUACACCGAUGCUAAUUUUGUACAGUUUGUAUGUAUCGCAUGUGUGCUCUUAUUUUGUAAAGAUGGAACAAAGGAAAGUGUGUAUCCUGUUGAACCGCACUGUGUUGAGAAAUAUUACGUUCAACAGAAGAUUGUUUAUCUUUUCACUAUUUUCACGUGAGCAGACUGUGAAGAUGGCUGUUAUGCCAUGCAAUAUUUUUGUACAAGUGUGACUUUUAUAGUUUGAAAUUAACCAUGAAUGCAAGCUCCUUUCCAAAACAGCAAGGCUGCCUCGUAACAGGUGCUGUUUAGAUUUCCGUCACCUACAUUGGGAUUUUUGUUUCUGAAAACGAUUUCGUGAUUGUCCUUUUUAUUUCUAUGAAGAAAGAACAUGGAAUACUGAGUGCAGGAAUAUCAUUUUGUGAAUGUACAGUACUUUGGGCUGCACUGUACAGUACUUUGCAUCUGCAAGGUGGGGUGGGGGAAGGGAAGGGUAGACCAGUAACCCUAAAACCUCUUAUAGUGAAACUACCAAAAGGGCAGCUGCUUUCUGAAACUGAAGCUGAAUCAAAUUCACAUCAAGGUGUUUAUAUAUGAGUAGUCAUACCACUGCGCUGUAAAAUCUUACAUUUAAAUGUAACCUUUUGACCUAAAUGUUUUUUACAUACUGCUUGUUGACAAAAGUAAACAAGAUCAGGUUCAUGAAAAAUUAAAUCUGUGCUGUUGUCAGAAGAGGAAAAACUACCCAUCAAAUUCAUAAUGACUCCACUGACUCAAGUACCAGAAGUAUUGUUGGUAUAGAAAUCCAUACCGGAAAAGUCUGUGACCUAGAAAACCAAAUAUUUCAGUAGGAUUUGUACUACAGUUCUCAUUAUUUUUUUUAAAGUAAAUAAAACACAAGCUGUUUUUCAGAAUAAUGAUGGUUCAAGUUGAACAAGCUUAAGGAGUAAAUGUGAACAAGAUGUCUAUCAAAAUAGAAUUUUAGCUUAUCUGACCAGACUUUUUUGUUACAAAAUGUGGGUGUGCUUGUCAUAGUCCCUGGGGAAGCAUGCUACUGCAUCAGAUGUGGAAUAAAGCAUCUACAACACACUGUUUGGUAAAACAAAACUUUGUGGUUGAUCUUAUCGCCAAAACGAUGUAACUAAACUUGUAUCUACAGUACAUAAUCUCUGAAGAUUUUUGAAAAAAAUGUUAAAUUCAAAGUUGUUGUUGUUUUUUAAUUCUGUGGAUAGAAUCUUUGUCUUUAACCUACAGAUUAUAUUGACAAGCCACCUAUACAUAGUACUUCACUUUUCCAGAAAGUAAUUAGUCUUGUUGAAAGAUGAAGAGAACAUAGCUACAAUAUGUUUGCAAAUGACUUCUAAGUUCAAGGUAAGAAAAUUCUGUGCCUAGAAUCUUUUGUUAAACACAUCAAGGAUUUUCUUGUGCUACACAAAUACAUUUAUUAUUUCAAAUCCUUUAAAUGUAUAACUGGAUGCCACACAGUUUUGAACAAGUGCCAGUCAGGCCAACUGACUGAGCAUAAUUCUUCAUGGAUAUCCAUUUAUUGCUGUUCUCUCUUUCUUUUUUUUUUUUUUUUUUUUUUUAAGACUU
Molecule: messenger RNA, 6113 nt
Organism: Chrysemys picta bellii (western painted turtle)
Lineage: Eukaryota; Metazoa; Chordata; Testudines; Emydidae
Gene: WWC2
Product: WW and C2 domain containing 2
Biological process (GO): negative regulation of organ growth; cell migration; regulation of DNA-templated transcription
Cellular component (GO): cytoplasm
Molecular function (GO): kinase binding; molecular adaptor activity
Source: RefSeq, a predicted model, not a curated record